Punctularia strigosozonata HHB-11173 SS5 is the source of this 831-nucleotide messenger RNA. RefSeq lists its product as uncharacterized. The transcript has 2 exons. The coding region runs from base 1 to 831 and encodes 276 amino acids. Lineage: Eukaryota; Fungi; Basidiomycota; Agaricomycetes; Corticiales; Punctulariaceae. The record is from RefSeq and is a predicted model, not a curated record.
AUGACCACCAGGCUCUCCCUUGACACACUCCCAGUAGAGUUGCUCUACGAAGUUCAGUACCAUGCGUUGUCCGAAUGGCUCCCCUAUACGUCGCAACACAUCCGACGGGUCUUCCAAGUCGCUCCCCUUUCGGUGAGGGCCCAGUACCUUAUCGGCAAGUACUACACGACCCGCACGCCUGCCACAAGAACCCGAGGAAUCAUCACGCUCGCCCUGCGCUAUCCAUUGUGCACCCGGGACGUGCUCGAAGCAAUACUACGAGAUGGCACAUGCCCCGUUAUCCCACUGUACGCUCCGGACCUUCCUCAGCGGCUGUUCCGCGAGCUAUCACCCCGAAAAGACGGACCUUGGACUGUCAGAGAUGAACCCCUACCCCUACUGCACUAUCUAUUUAACCACGAUCGAAUACCUCGACCGAACACCAAUGCACAUCAAGGCUUCGCGCUGACAAUGGCGGUCCAUGCGGGUUUCAGACCCCUGAUCUCGUUCCUGUUGGAGAACGGUGCCGAUCCUUCGUGGAAGGACGGCUUGGCCGUUCUCGUCGCCAUCAAGCGCAAGGACCUUGACCUGGUGAAGAUGCUUGUCGAGCGCAGCGGAUCGUCCGUUGUAACGGACAAUCCACCCACGUCCCAGGCAAGGAAGAGAAAGCGGGGCGAACGAGAGGUGGUGCGAUCGUCCAGUAAACGACCAAGGCUCGAAGAUCGUCUAAAGUGCAACGUGGAGAUGUUAAGGAUAGCGGUCAAAGAAGGCGCUAUGGAUAUCGUGCAGUACCUUCGAGAAGAGAAGGGGUGUGUACCCGACAUGAAGACGCUACGCAUAAUGUCUGUGUGA